Mus caroli (Ryukyu mouse) is the source of this 1854-nucleotide messenger RNA. RefSeq names its product CDK5 regulatory subunit associated protein 3 (gene Cdk5rap3). The record is from RefSeq and is a predicted model, not a curated record. NCBI's taxonomy places the organism in Eukaryota, Metazoa, Chordata, Mammalia, Rodentia, Muridae. Gene Ontology annotation, biological process: regulation of mitotic cell cycle. Gene Ontology annotation, cellular component: endomembrane system.
GGCUCCGCCGAAGACGGCGACGUGGCUGAAGGAGGCCGGUUUGUUUCGGAACUGAGGCUCAAGCACAGCCGCUCAGGAUUGGUGCUAGGCUGGGCCGGGGUCUUUGGCCGGAAGCGGAAGUGGAGAAAGGAUGCAGGACCAUCAGCACGUGCCCAUCGACAUCCAGACCAGCAAGCUGCUCGACUGGCUGGUGGACAGAAGACACUGUAACCUAAAAUGGCAAAGCUUGGUGCUGACCAUCCGGGAAAAGAUCAACACCGCCAUCCAGGACAUGCCAGAGAGCCAGGAGAUUGCCCAGCUGCUCUCUGGAUCCUACAUUCAUUACUUCCACUGCCUAAGAAUAGUGGACCUUCUUAAAGGCACCGAGGCAUCCACCAAAAAUAUUUUUGGCCGGUACUCUUCACAACGGAUGAAAGAUUGGCAGGAGAUCGUAAGCCUGUAUGAGAAGGACAACACCUAUUUAGUGGAACUCUGUAGUCUCCUGGUUCGGAAUGUCAGCUAUGAGAUCCCCUCGCUGAAGAAGCAGAUUGCCAAGUGCCAGCAACUGCAGCAAGAAUACAGCCGCAAGGAGGAGGAGGGCCAGGCUGGGGCCGCUGAGAUGCGAGAGCAGUUCUACCACUCCUGCAAACAGUAUGGCAUCACGGGAGACAAUGUCCGAAGAGAACUUCUGGCCCUGGUGAAGGACCUGCCGAGUCAGCUGGCUGAGAUAGGGGCAGGGGCUCAGUCCCUGGGGGAGGCCAUUGACCUGUACCAGGCCUGUGUGGAGUUUGUGUGUGACAGCCCCACAGAGCAAGUUCUGCCCAUGCUGCGGUAUGUGCAGAAGAAGGGAAACUCAACGGUGUAUGAAUGGAGGACGGGGACAGAGCCCUCUGUGGUGGAGCGGCCACAGCUGGAGGAGCCUCCUGAGCAGGUGCAAGAGGAUGAGAUCGACUGGGGUGACUUUGGGGUGGAAGCUGUUUCCGACUCUGGCAUCACUGCUGAGACUCCUGGAAUAGACUGGGGUAUCUCCCUGGAGUCAGAGGCCAAGGAUGCUGGGGCUGACAAGAUAGACUGGGGUGACGAUGCUGCUGCUUCAGAGAUCACUGUGCUGGAGACAGGAACUGAGGCUCCGGAGGGUGUAGCUCGGGGCUCAGACGCUCUGACUCUUCUGGAAUACCCUGAAACUCGGAAUCAGUUCAUUGAUGAGCUUAUGGAGCUUGAGAUCUUCUUGUCUCAGAGAGCAGUAGAGAUGAGCGAGGAGGCUGACAUCUUGUCCGUGAGCCAGUUCCAGCUGGCUCCUGCCAUCCUCCAGGGCCAGACCAAAGAGAAGAUGCUCAGCCUGGUGUCCACGCUGCAGCAGCUGAUCGGCCGGCUCACCAGUCUGCGGAUGCAGCACCUGUUUAUGAUUCUGGCCUCGCCAAGGUAUGUGGACCGAGUGACAGAGUUCCUCCAGCAGAAGCUGAAGCAGUCACAGCUGUUGGCUUUGAAGAAGGAGCUGAUGGUGGAGAAGCAGCAGGAGGCGCUUCAGGAGCAGGCAGCUCUGGAGCCCAAGCUGGACCUGCUGCUGGAGAAGACCAGAGAGCUGCAGAAACUGAUUGAAGCCGACAUCUCCAAGAGAUACAGUGGCCGUCCUGUGAACCUGAUGGGGACCUCUCUUUGACACGCUCCCUCUGGGUCCUCCACCCUCCUUCCCAGGCUGAUGCUACUGGGCCUCACCAGCAAGAAACCAGGCGGACUUGGAGGCAGAGCCAUGAGGAAGGGUCACACCAUGAUCUCUGCAAGCAGUUGUCUUGAGUGGCUCUGGCCUGUCAGCCUUAAGGCACACUUGCUGUUUCUAGUUAUCAAGUGAGGCUUAAUAAAAAGGAAAGGACUCUC